AUGGCUGAACAAGGAUUGGAAGGGAACCAACCAGUUGACCUUAGUAAGCAUCCUUCAGGGAUUGUUCCAACACUACAGAACAUUGUUUCAACGGUGAAUUUAGAUUGUAAGCUUGACCUCAAAGCUAUUGCUUUGCAAGCUCGCAAUGCUGAGUAUAACCCAAAGCGUUUCGCUGCUGUAAUCAUGAGGAUAAGAGAGCCGAAGACCACUGCGUUGAUUUUUGCAUCUGGGAAAAUGGUGUGUACUGGAGCUAAGAGUGAACAUCUUUCAAAGCUAGCUGCAAGAAAGUACGCUCGGAUUGUUCAAAAGCUCGGCUUUCCUGCAAAGUUUAAGGAUUUCAAGAUUCAGAACAUUGUUGGCUCCUGUGAUGUCAAGUUCCCAAUUAGGCUUGAAGGUCUUGCAUACUCUCACAGUGCUUUCUCAAGUUACGAGCCUGAGCUAUUCCCAGGACUGAUAUAUAGGAUGAAACAACCAAAGAUUGUACUGCUUAUUUUUGUGUCAGGAAAGAUUGUUAUAACCGGAGCCAAGAUGAGAGAAGAGACUUACCUCGCCUUUGAGAAUAUCUACCCAGUUCUUACAGAAUUCAGGAAGAUUCAGCAAUAA
Molecule: messenger RNA, 603 nt
Organism: Arabis nemorensis
Lineage: Eukaryota; Viridiplantae; Streptophyta; Magnoliopsida; Brassicales; Brassicaceae
Source: the annotation of a GenBank genome assembly